Suillus paluster is the source of this 567-nucleotide messenger RNA. RefSeq lists its product as uncharacterized. Lineage: Eukaryota; Fungi; Basidiomycota; Agaricomycetes; Boletales; Suillaceae. The record is from RefSeq and is a predicted model, not a curated record. The coding region runs from base 1 to 567 and encodes 188 amino acids. The transcript has 3 exons.
AUGCAAAUCGAGACUUUGCGUACGAUCAACAACCUUACUCUCAUAUUCGAUGGCAAUACCACACGAAAACUGCAUUCUAUCUACGUGAUCCUUGCGACAACUCCUUUACGUGAAAUUUACUUUCUCGGUGCACACGGAGAAUCUGACGAGCGUCACACUACACAAUGGGUGAAUGGGUUGCGACACAAACUCGAAGGUUUUUGGCACAACGAAUGGCCCUUCAAUCAACUCGUCAAAGACGGUAACUCAUUCGCGUGGUGGGAAUCUCUGCAGGACCAUCCGCAUGGCCAUGUCCUCGCACACCUUUCGAUUAAGAUUUUUUCAGUUCUCGUUAACUCCAUGCCUGACGAGCGCACAGACACCGCUAUCAAUGUCCAAUCCGUCGGCGUGGAUGACGACCCAACGCCAGAUGUUGACGCGGACUCGGAUGAAGAAGAAGAAGCUGAUGAUGAGCCACUGGAAUCGGCGAUGGGUGAAGGGCAGCCUGCUCAAGCAGUUGACUUCGAGAUUGACCCCGAUAUCGAUAUCAGCUCGAAGGCACUGACGUACUUAUACGAUUUCUAUUGA